This is a messenger RNA of Lingula anatina, 2495 nucleotides long. Its product is annotated as UDP-glucuronosyltransferase 2B1. Gene Ontology annotation, molecular function: UDP-glycosyltransferase activity. NCBI's taxonomy places the organism in Eukaryota, Metazoa, Brachiopoda, Lingulata, Lingulida, Lingulidae. The record is from RefSeq and is a predicted model, not a curated record.
UACAGAUUGCUAGCUCUUCUAGUUUUACGAAAUAGCUUUAACACAUGCACAGAAAUUAUAAUUCUGUAAACUUCGAGUACACCGACUUUUCGCUUCGGUGUGGGUAAUACCUAUCGAAUUCGACAGACAAUUCGUUUUUGCUCUCUUCGAGGGUACAGAGCCUUGACAUAAUCACUUGUUAUCAUAUAUAGGCCAUGACCUAAAUUCUACCUGUAUCACAACUGGCACAUUGCGAAAUACAAAUAUUGUCGCCGAACUGUAGGCUUACUUAACUUACAAAGGCCAUUAUAUGGAACAAACACUCCAGGGGUUAUAAUAGUGUAGCGUUUGCUUAAACUGAACUUAAAAGGUGCUCUCAAUCCGGUUUUGACGGCUUCAGUUACCUCAGUGCAUGAUAAGACCCACAACGGGGUAUUACGACAUUCAGCAGCGUUGAGACGUCCUCAGUCAGUGCCUUUCGGUUAAGGCAAAGCUUAGUCCAACAAGGCGUUGGAUUGUUGCUGCAAGUACAUGUGUACCUUAAUUUGGGUAUCAGCACUUGACCUUUACAGUAUCUCAUGUAUGUACUAUCAACUGGCAGUGACAACGUUCAUUUUGUGAUUAACGCCGGUAAGCGGGAGCAGUUUAUGACUUUCUUUCCCGGGAAGACGGACUCCCUGCUUAAACAGGUAGACUUUUGACCACCCCUACCCUCGGAGUGGUCUGUUGGUUCUAGCCUGGCACUACUAAUAUAUAUGACCUGUGAAAAGGUUGUACGGAGUCCAAAUCGCAUGUUCGACCAAGUCAAGCCGUCAGAACUGGACUGGAAAGAUCAACAUGAUGUCACCAGUGAGGACGCCAGUUGUGUCGCUACUCGUCCUUCUCAGUCUCUGGACGCUGAGUCACGUGGCACCCUGUUCCUGUGCAAGAUUCCUAGCAAUGCCAGGCAUAGGCAAGAGUGUCACUUUGGUCUUCCAUAACCUGGCCAAAGAACUGCACAAACGCGGACACCAAGUUUACGUCAUUGUCGGCUCAAAUUUCCCCAUCCCCGACUCCACCAAGGACGGCAGUGUCAAUUACCUGACAUUCAAAACGGACAAAGAGUACAUUCUGGGUUCGGAGGAAUUUCAGAGGAAUGACGUCAAAGAUAUGAUACAAAGUGACGGCGAUAUGGUGACCAAUUUCCGGUUGGUAAGAACUGCGUCCGAGUUUUUCACGUCCCAAUGUGCAGAAAUGUUGGAGGACCAGGAACUAUUCGCAAAACUUUCGUCGCUCAAGUUUGACGUGGCGGUGAUAGGGGCGUAUCCAUUUCUGGCCAACUGCCAGAUUCUGCCGUACAAACUGGACUUGCCUGUAAUCAGUAUUACGUCAUUCACCUCGUUACUAGGUCAGGCGGGGUUGCCUCUUCUCCCAUCUGUUAUCCCCUCUUUGUUCACAACCUUCACUGAACACAUGGACUUCAUGGAACGUGUUCAGAACUUUGUCAUCACACUGGUUUCUAACUUUAUAUUUACACCUUCAAUACCUGCGGAGUUGGUGCAUAGGCACGUGCCCCAUAAACCAUUUAAAACAUUUAACGAAUUUCUCAGAGAUAGUAUACUUUGGCUGGUGAUAAGCGUGAAUCCUGCCCUAGAACCGAUCCCUACCCUUCCAAAUGUGAUCCUACUUGGCGGAAUGGGUGUGAAGCAACCUGCGGCUUUGCCAGACCAUCUGGAAGCGUUUGUACAGAAAUUCAAAUCCCAGGGAGUACUGGUAGUUUCGUUUGGCUCUGUCGUAAAGUAUUUGCCUACAGAAAUCAGCAAAAGAUUCCUGGGUGUGUUCAGCAAGCUGAAAUAUGGAGUCGUAUGGCGUUACAGUGGAGAAGACUUGGGGGAAAUACCGCCCAAUAUCAAACUGAUGUCUUGGUUACCACAAAGCGAUCUUCUGGCGCAUGAGAGCGUGAAAGUAUUCCUGUCCCACUGUGGCAACGCCGGUUCGUACGAAGCGCUAUUUAACGGCGUCCCAGUAUUGGCAAUGCCAAUCGCCGGAGAUCAGCCCCACAACGCUGAGCGACUCGUUAAGAGAGGGUUGGCUAUAAAGAUGUCCGUUGCAACGUUCUCUCCUGGCGAGCUCCUGGAAAAUAUCAACAUUUUGGCCUCAAAUUCCACAUAUCAGAGCAACACCAAAAGAUAUGCCCGGAUAUUACGGGACUAUCCCAUGAGUCUCGUGGAUCAGGCGGUCUACUGGAUUGAACACGUGGUCAGGUUCGGGGGCUCACAUUUACAGUCACCGGGGGCACAGUUGCCAUGGUACAUUUUCUAUAGCCUCGACGUCAUAGGUUUUCUUUUAAGUGUGGUCGUCUUAGGUGUCUAUUGCAUCAAGAUUCUUUGUAGAGCAUGCAGGAGGAAGUGUGAUCAGAAUCCAGCAACAGGCGGCGACAAGAAGAAACAAUGAUAUCAUUUCAUUACUAUCUACAGAAUUGCCAUUUAAUAUGAAAUAUUUAUUUUUAUGACUGAUGCAUGGAAAUAAGAAUUAAA